This is a messenger RNA of Suillus subaureus, 2283 nucleotides long. RefSeq lists its product as uncharacterized. Gene Ontology annotation, molecular function: DNA-binding transcription activator activity, RNA polymerase II-specific; RNA polymerase II cis-regulatory region sequence-specific DNA binding. Gene Ontology annotation, biological process: regulation of transcription by RNA polymerase II. Lineage: Eukaryota; Fungi; Basidiomycota; Agaricomycetes; Boletales; Suillaceae. The coding region runs from base 1 to 2283 and encodes 760 amino acids. The transcript has 4 exons. Gene Ontology annotation, cellular component: nucleus. The record is from RefSeq and is a predicted model, not a curated record.
AUGCCCGAAGCUGCUCUUCAACAGCAGCUGAAUAAAAAUUCAAGCACUUCAUCUCCAACAUCACCCGUACAAUCUACCUUGGAUUUACUUGUAAACCCUACCUCUUCUCCUCCUCAUAUACUUGCCAAUAAAGUUGGUGAACAGUUUCAGCAUUCAAACCAUAUUCAAUCAUCAAACAACAAUGCUAUUCCUAAUUCACAACCUCCAGUAACUUCCGCUCCUCCUUCUAUUCUCUCUAACACCGAUCCGAACGCGUCUCUUCAAUCUCUACUUGCCGCGAACCGAAAAGAUUCAGCAGCUCCAGAUUCAUUACAUCAAUGGGGUAUUCCCCCUGUCCAACCUUCACCUCAGCCACAUCAUUCUUCCCCUCAUCUUACACCCGCAAUAGUCCAGUCUUCAAACGGCAAGAGUGGUAAGCGCAAACUCGACGAGACAGAGCCUGACGAUCCACACCCAAAAAUUCGUCGGCCUGUUGUUCGCGAACAUGUGGCGCAGCAGCACCAGCAUCCUCUACUUCAAAUGACAACCGUCAUGUGCUUGCACGCCGCUGUUGCACAGAAAUCUUAUGGUAGCGAGAAACGCUUCCUUUGUCCUCCCCCCGUCGUGCAUAUUCAAGGUCCUGUAUGGCAAAUGCGCUCUCAACAACUCGCUAUGUCAGUUGUCUCCGAACAGGGUGAACGAUCAUUGGACCAAAAGACUAAUUUGGACAAUAACAUGACCGGAAGCUUCAAAUUCUUGCACGUGACUGGCACAGCAAAGGCAAAGAGCUUCCAGUUGUCUCUCGACAUAAUAGAACCUCCUCCUUCUGCUUUGUCAGGCGAGAGCAGCGCUGAUGGAACUCCAGGACGUGUUUGGGCCACCUUUGAUUCAGCUCCUGUAACCAUUAUAUCUAAACCCUCGAAGAAGACAGCAAAAACGCGUAACAUCUCUUCGUGUAUCCUCGCGGGAGGUCCUGUGUCUCUUUUCAACAGGAUCAAUUCACAGACUGUACGCACCAAGUAUAUGACUAUCGACAACUCUCAGCUCUGUGCAAGUAAUGUCACUUGGUCUGCGUUCAAUGUGAACGUAGUGCGACGCCCCGAUGACGCGCCGCCCACCAAUGCCGGUCCGCAACCUGUCACUUACGGCUGUGAGGUUGUCCUUUCCGACACAUUGUCUAAUAUCGCCACGUCACCCCUUAUCAUUCGCAAAGUAGACAAAGGUCGCGUAUCUGCUGAGGAUGGUGGACCUGUGAGUCAGAUGCAGAAAAUUGCUCUGCAGAGAGUAAAUCAGGAUGGUACAAGACACUAUUUGUCUGCUGCCGGUCCCAUCCCCGGCGCUCCGAACUCCACCCCAUCUGUCCCAGGAGCACCGACUCAGGGUGGAACACACCCCUUGAUCUUCCAAUCGCCUCGCAUACGAGAUGAGAUGAAAGAUGGCGUGCGAACCUUGACCGAUGAAGUAGAUGACUAUUUAUGCUGGACAAUUGUGGGCAUUUCCAAGUUCCAGUAUACAUUCUUUGAUGCGUUUGGUCAACAUAGUAAUUCAAUACCCGAAAUGCCCAUCACACCCUUCCCGACACUAUUCACGGCGCCAGUGUACCGACCAACAAACAAUAUACUCGAAAUGACCGUGUCGCACUUCUUCUAUGAAGACCCAAAGACACGAACUCAGAUGCCACUGACCGUGUAUUUAGGUGGCCUUGGUCCUCUCAGAGCUCGUUUCUAUCAGGCUGCUCCCCCAGGACCGUUGACUAACAUUGCCGCUUUCGGUGCUGCCAUGUCCGGUUCAUCUAAUGAGGUAGUAGUGGGUGGAGGUGAAGACGUUGCAAGUUCCCCUGCCGACGCUUCAUCACGAUAUCUCACUCAGCCCCCUUUGCACACCAUCGUGACAGUGGAGCUGCCUUCAUUGCCUGAGAUUAUCAAGGCACUCGAAGAGGAUGUAAUGACUCCGAGCGUGAUAACCCCAGAUGGUCUCAUACAUCGGCAAUCACCACAACAUAGUGAACAUGGAACACCGCUUGACGGGCCCAAUGGAAGUGGUUCACAGUCACAUCCUCCACCUUCCAUUGCUGGCCGGAGUCUUCCCCUGUUAUUCAUUCGCGCCUCGGAUGGUAUUGGUUAUCACUCUGGACGAACGAUUAGUUGCGAAAACGUAUUCCAGGCUAUGGAGUUAGGGUCGAUGGCACCUGGUGGUGUUCUAGCACCGCCAGGGGGGUCAGCGGAUGCUAGCUGGCUCGCUGCGGCGCAAGUUGCGGCUGCGGCUGAUGGAGGUUUGCAUGGUUGGACGUUAAGAGUAAUGUAA